Syzygium oleosum is the source of this 1470-nucleotide messenger RNA. RefSeq names its product disease resistance protein RUN1-like. The record is from RefSeq and is a predicted model, not a curated record. Gene Ontology annotation, biological process: signal transduction; defense response. Gene Ontology annotation, molecular function: ADP binding. Lineage: Eukaryota; Viridiplantae; Streptophyta; Magnoliopsida; Myrtales; Myrtaceae. The annotation marks the transcript as partial. The transcript is spliced from 2 exons.
AAAAGAUGGCCAUGCCCGCUCUCUCUCCAACCCUCUUCCAUGGCCACUGCGUCGUCAGCUUCUUCUUCCCCAUCUUGUGCUGCCGUCCCUCGAUGGGACUACGACGUCUUCCUCAGCUUCCGAGGGGAGGACACUCGCGCCGGCUUCGUCAGCCACCUCGACAAAGAGCUCCGCCGCAGCGGAGUCCGCGUCUUCAUUGACAACGAGCUCCGGCGGGGGGAGAGGAUCUCCCUUUCGCUCGAGCGGGCCAUCAAGAGCUCCAGGAUCGCCAUCGUCGUAUUCUCCCCCAACUUCGCCGCCUCCACCUGGUGCUUGCAGGAGCUGACCAAGAUUCUCGAGAUGCGUGGCUCGAGAGGGCAACUUGUCCGGCCGGUGUUUUUCCACGUUGACCCGAGCGAUGUGCGGAAGCAGACCGGCGUCUUCGCGGAGAUCAUGGCGAGGCACGAGGAGGUUUUUGGUGGUGAUGGUUCGGAGAGAGUGAGGAAGUGGAGAGACGCGCUCCGCGAAGCGGCUAAUCUGUCCGGAUGGCAUUUAGGCAACAGUCUAGAAUCUGAACUCAUCCAGAAAAUUGUUGAAGAAGUGUCAAGCAAGCUGCAUCGCCAGUACUUGGAUGCUGCAAAGCAUCCGGUUGCUCUUGACAAACAUAUACGGGCUGUACGUAUGUUAUUGCGUACAGAGGAUGAUGGCAUUCACAUGGUGGGUAUCAGUGGGAUUGGCGGAAUAGGCAAGACAACUAUUGCUAAAGCUACAUACAAUAUGAUUGCUGAUCAAUUUGAAGGUAGUAGCUUUCUGGCAAAUGUUAGAGAAACUUCUAAGCAGUAUGGCCUACAUAAACUGCAAGAAGCUCUUCUUCGUGAUAUUUUGGGCGAUAAAACCAUAAAGGUUGGCUACAUUCAGACAGGUGUAGAUUUGAUCAGGCAAAAUCUUUGCAAUAAAAGGGUUCUGUUAGUUCUUGAUGAUGUGGAUCGCACGGCCCAACUAAGGCACUUAUUGGGUGAAAGAAGUUGGUUUGGUCAGGGGAGUAGAAUAAUUUUAACAACAAGAGAUGAAGAAGUGCUAGUCGCUCACAGUGCAAAAAUCUAUAAGGUUGGUGAACUAAAUUAUGAUGAUUCUCUUCAACUUUUCAGUUGGAAUGCCUUUCAGGAACCAUCACCUACAGGAGAUUACCAGCUUAUCUCCUACGGCUUUACUCACUAUGCCAAAGGUCUCCCUUUGGCUCUUAUUGUAUUGGGAUCUUUCUUGAGUGGUAAGAGUGUUCAUGAAUGGGAAUGUGCAUUAGAAAGAUUGAGAGCCAUUCCUGACGGCCAGAUUGAUGAGAUUUUGAAAAUUAGUUUUGCUGGAUUGGAAACUAAUGAACGAUCUAUCUUUCUUGACAUUGCUUGUUUCUUUAAAGGGGAAGAUAAAGAUCAUGUAACAAAGCAACUGGACCGUUGUAACCACUAUCCAGACAGGGGGCUUCAAAUUCUCUCC